AUGACCAACGCCAACAUGAAACCCACGGCUCCUGCGCCUACUCCUCAGAAGAGAAAGAUUGUCAUCUUCUCCGAUUUCGAUGGCACCAUCUUCAUGGAAGACACUGGCCACAUCCUCGUCGGUGCCCACGGCUGUGGUGCGGAGGGUCUGGCCAAGUUGGAAGAACAGAUGAAGAACGGCGAGCGGACUUACCGUGAGAUCUCCGAGGACAUGUGGGGAUCCCUCAAUAUCCCCUUCGAGGACGGUUUCGUGGUUAUGCAAAAGUCUCUCUCGCUGGACCCUGGUUUCCAGGAGUUCCACCAGUACUGUCAAGACAACGGCUUCCCCUUCCACGUGAUCAGUGCCGGCCUGAAGCCCAUCCUCAAGCGAGCCCUGGAUGUAUUCCUGGGCGAGAAGGAGGCAUCCACCAUCAACAUUGUGGCAAACGACGCAACCAUCAGCGUAGAUGGCAGCGAAUGGAAACCCAUCUGGCGCCACGACACCGAUACCGGCCACGACAAGGCCCUCUCGGUCGACGAAGCCCGCGCCGCCGCCCAACUGGAAUGCGAACCCGACGAGAUGCCGCUCAUCGUCUUCAUCGGCGACGGCGUCUCGGACCUAGCAGCCGCUAGUCACGCCGACGUGCUCUUCGCUCGCCGCGGUCUCCGUCUCGAGGAGCACUGCAUCGAGCACAAGAUCCCCUUCACCCCCUACGAUACCUUUUCCGACAUCAAGCGGGAGAUCGAGAAAAUCUUGCGCGAGGACCAGCAGAAGACGGGUGGUGUGGGUAAGCCGGCGCGGUACAACCCACGGGCGAACCUCUGGAGACGGAUUUCGUCCAAGGAGGCGGUCCCUACGCUUAUGGCCGCGACGCCUUCCAAUGAGGAGAAGAUGUUCCUGUGGCCGGAGACGUUCUCGGACUAUAAGCCUAAGACUAUUGAAGAGGGUGAUGAGGCUGCUGCUACAGUUUAA
Molecule: messenger RNA, 951 nt
Organism: Penicillium cinerascens
Lineage: Eukaryota; Fungi; Ascomycota; Eurotiomycetes; Eurotiales; Aspergillaceae
Exons: 3
Coding region: 1-951 (316 amino acids)
Molecular function (GO): phosphatase activity
Source: RefSeq, a predicted model, not a curated record